CCUCUCUGUUUUUAGUUGAUUUUUGUCGGACUUUAAGAGAAAGAGAAAGAGAAAGUGGCCUAUCUGUGGACUUUCUCUCUAUAGAGAGAGAGAGAGAAGCAAAGAGGAUUCGUUCGUUUACUUGCUCAAAGCUCGAAACUUUCAUCUCUUCCUCGUUAUUGGGCUUUGAUCAGCUUUUUUGAAAUCCGGAGAAAAGGAACUAUCUUUUGGUCUCUGCUCGAAAUCAAAAUCUGAUCUUUCUUGAGAGAGUCUUGCUCCGAUUAAGGUUUCCUUCUGCUUGCAGUUAGAUCUCGGGGUCGUGUUAGCGAGGAAUUAGGGUUUUAACCAUCCUUCUUCAUUUCUCUGUUGAUUCGAGGGGAUGGAGAAGCUCACAGGCCGAUGCUCGCUGCUCUAGCAUUCCGAUCAUGAAGAUGAACAUGAAGAAGUUUCUAAAAAAGCUGCGUAUCAAUCCCAAUCAGCGAGAAGACGGGGAAGGCUCGGUAUCAAACAGGAGCAACAAGUCGAGUGAUGCAGAGCCAUCUCCUUCUGAUUCUUCGAGGUCUCAGGAAAGCAAGACCAACCCUGAGUUCAAACCCUUUGCGGGGUUUUCGAAUUGGCUAAGCUCUGUUGCUCAGAGGAAAAGCUCUAGCACAACAGCGUCUUCCAAUGCUAAUAAUAGUAGCACAGGGGAUGAGGCGAGCUUGGAACGUGGUGCUCCUGUUGCGUCUGAAUCCGUGAUGAAAGAUUUGGGUUCUGGUACUUCCAAGGAUCCUGAGGUUGAGGAAGAGUAUCAGAUACAGCUGGCUCUUGAGCUAAGUGCUAGGGAGGAUCCUGAAGCUGCUCAGAUUGAGGCUAUUAAGCAGUUCAGUUUAGGUUCUUGUCCUCCUGCUCCUGCUCCUGCUCCUGAGAAUUCUCCUGCUGAGCUCAUGGCUUAUAGAUACUGGCAUUAUAACUGUCUUGGCUAUGAUGACAAGAUCGUGGAUGGUUUCUAUGACUUGCGUGGAGUAAUCAAUGAAUCUUCCUUAGAAAAGUUACCUCCCUUAGUUGAUCUUCAGGGGACACUUGUGUCAGAUGGUGUAACUUGGGAAGCUGUUCUAGUGGACAGAAGCAAAGACUCUAAUCUGUUAAGACUUGAACAGAAGGCCCUUGAUAUUGCAGCGAAAUCAAAGUCAGUGUCUUCUUCAGGCUUUAUGAACAGUGAAUUGGUAAGGAAGCUGGCGGUUUUAGUUGGAGAUUACAUGGGUGGACCUGUUGUAGACCCAGAUAGCACAUUAAGAGCUUGGUGGAGUCUGAGCUACAGUUUGAAAGCAACCCUCUGUAGCAUGGUUUUGCCCUUGGGUUCUCUAACUAUUGGAUUGGCUCGUCACCGCGCCUUGUUGUUCAAAGUUUUGUGUGAUAGUGUUGGUGUUCCUUGUCGAAUAGUCAAAGGACAGCAAUAUACCGGUUCAGAUGAUGUGGCAAUGAACUCCAUUAAGACUGAUGAUGGCAGGGAGUACAUUGUUGAUCUCAUGGGAGAUCCAGGCACCCUCAUCCCCGCUGAUGCAGCUGGACUACAAAUGGACUAUGACGAUUCUGUCUACUCUGCUAGUCCCAGAGAUGUCGAUUCAUCUCAUGUAGCUUCUUCCAGCAGUUGGGUUGAGACCUCAUUUGAAGAGCCAGCAGAAUCUUGGUCAGCUGAACAUCCCUCUAGGACCAAGGGUUCCUGGGAGGAAAAGCAAUCUGAAGGUGGAGGAGAUCUCAUGAUCCGUCCAAAUACUUUUAAAGAAGUUGUGGGAAGUCAAAAGGCUCCAGUUCAACAGCUUUCCAGCAAACCUACUCAUUCUUUCGCUCAUGCCAGAUCGCCUUCUUGGACUGAAGGUGUUAGCUCUCCAGCUGGACGCAGGAUGAAAGUGAAAGAUGUUUCACAAUAUAUGAUCGAUGCUGCCAAAGAGAAUCCUCACCUAGCUCAGAAACUUCAUGAUGUAUUACUUGAAAGUGGAGUUGUUGCUCCUCGGAAUUUGUUUUCUGAAGUUUAUUCAGAGUCAAUGGAGGCAACAGUUGAAAUCAAACCUGUGGCUGAAUCCAAUGAUGAGAAAGGGGAAGAUUUUGGAACAAUUCAACAAGGAAGAGUCCAGAGCAAUCUUGGUCCUGUGAGGUUUUUGCCUCCACUCCCAAGGCCGCAAUCUAAAGCAAAUACUCAUGAUCAACGUGAACAUUCAGGACCUCUCGGUCAUAUGUCUGAUUCUUCACAUUCUGAAACAUCUACCGACUAUCCCAGAAAUGUUCCUGUUGCCGUAGCUGCAGCUGCUGUUGUUGCAUCUUCCAUGGUUGUUGCUGCCGCCAAGUCAGCAAACUCGGAUUCCUCCACCUUAGAACUUUCUGUUGCAGCUGCUGCUGCAGUUGUGGCGACAGCUGCAGCAGUGGGAAGACAGCUUGAACUAGAUUCACAAAGCAAUGAGGAUGGUGGUUCUGGUGGGCCUUACGGGCCAAGUUCAGGAGGAGAAAGAAUAUCCGACAGAUCUACUGGCAAUGAAAGUUCGAAAUCUGAUGCUGCAAUUGAUGAUGUGGCUGAAUGCGAGAUUUUGUGGGAGGAAAUUACUGUGGCUGAGCGUAUCGGACUGGGAUCAUACGGAGAGGUGUAUAGGGGAGAUUGGCAUGGAACUGCAGUGGCCGUCAAGAAGUUCAUUGACCAAGAUAUUACCGGAGAGGCACUUGAGGAAUUCAGAAGUGAGGUCCGGAUGAUGAGAAGGCUCAGACACCCUAACAUUGUUCUCUUCAUGGGAGCUGUAACCCGUCCACCACACCUCUCAAUUGUUACAGAAUUUCUUCCUAGAGGUAGCUUGUAUAGGUUAAUCCACAGGCCUAAUAACCAAUUAGAUGAGCGAAAGCGUCUGAGGAUGGCUCUUGAUGCUGCUCGUGGAAUGAAUUAUUUACACAGCUGUAAUCCAGUAAUUGUCCAUCGUGAUCUCAAAUCUCCAAACCUUCUAGUUGACAAAAACUGGGUUGUCAAGGUCAGUAAUCCCUCCUCUUCCAUUUUAGUUUUCUCUCCAACCAAAACUUAUGUUAUCAUUCAUAUCUCUGUAAUAGCUUUACAUAUUUCUCAGGUGUGUGAUUUCGGAUUGUCUAGGAUGAAACUAAGCACAUACCUCUCUUCAAAGUCAACAGCAGGCACGGCUGAAUGGAUGGCUCCAGAAGUACUUAGAAACGAACCUGCUGAUGAAAAGUGUGAUGUGUACAGCUAUGGAGUAAUUCUAUGGGAACUCUUUACGUUACAGCAACCAUGGGGGAAGAUGAACCCAAUGCAAGUUGUUGGAGCGGUUGGGUUUCAACAUCGACGACUAGAAAUCCCUGAAUCUGUGGAUCCUCGAAUUGCAGAUAUCAUCAGUAAAUGUUGGCAGACGGAUCCAAGGUUAAGACCAAGUUUUGCAGAGAUUAUGACCUCUCUAAAGCAGCUACAGAAACCUAUAAUGAGUCCAAACGUUCAAAGAGCAACUCCCAGUACUUCUUCAAUGGUCACUGAGCAGGAGCAGUAAUAGAGUUGAAGAAGAUGACUAAAGCGGUGAUGGUGGGAUCACUAUGUGCAUGGUUUGUUGUGGUGUGCUGGCUCAUGUGUAAUUCCCCAAUGUUGUUUUUUUUUUUGCGUAACAAACUGUAAAAAGGAAGAAGGCGAAAAAGGAAAAAAGGAAAAAAAGAAAAGAAAAUUAUUUUGGUAAUGGUGGAAACAUUGAGAAUUGAACUUGAAAGCAGGAUGGACUCUCAUGUACAAAAUUCAAAAGAAUUCAUCAUUUACCUUGUUGGGAACACAAAAGACUCGUUUAUUUCAA
Brassica napus (rape) is the source of this 3782-nucleotide messenger RNA. Its product is annotated as probable serine/threonine-protein kinase SIS8. Gene Ontology annotation, molecular function: protein kinase activity; ATP binding. The transcript is spliced from 12 exons. Gene Ontology annotation, biological process: protein phosphorylation. The coding region runs from base 405 to 3491 and encodes 1028 amino acids. The record is from RefSeq and is a predicted model, not a curated record. Lineage: Eukaryota; Viridiplantae; Streptophyta; Magnoliopsida; Brassicales; Brassicaceae.